UGCAGUUCGUCACAGACAUUGGAUUUGCUAUAAAACACAACCACACCACCGAGUUCCGUUCAUUCGGAGUCGAACUCUUGAGCGGAAAAGAACAAAAAAGCGGAAAACCAAGAAACAGCGAAGACCAAAUACAAAUAGAAAAUCCUCAGCAAAACAAAAGCGAAGUGGUUAAAUAGUGAAUUGUAUGUGCGAAAAUCAAGCACGCGGUUAUAUAUAAAAUUAAGUAUAUAACAGCAAGAACAAGUCAAAAGUAGUUACGUGUGUAGCGAAGUUAUUGCUCGCGCGAAUUUACAAACGAGUUUUUAAUACCAUCGCAAAGAAUCUGAAAAACUAAGAGCGACGCAGUGCAUUGUAAUUCGUCACUGGAAACGUGUAGCGAAACAAAGUCAUUGGAAAGUUCUAGAAGCGAAUAAGCAACAACAAUAGCAAAACAAGUGACUUCGUCGUAGUGGAGUGCCUUUUGUAGUGGAAUCAAUACUUUUAAACUCAUAUUUUGCCUUCCUCGAAUUCUAAACCGGCGAAAUGGCUUUCAUGAUGCCCGUAAUGAAGAACAACUACGACAUCUACAAGGAUAGUCGUUCGCGCAAAACUUCAGAGUGCUCCACUACCAGUUCGAAUGGUGGCGCACCCACAUUGUCUUCCGCCAUGGGUGGGGCACCCAGUGGGCGUGUGCGCAAAGUUUCUGAGUGCAAGUCAGAAAGUUUCGCCACCUCACCUUCGCACACCUAUCGCAUGCAGAUGCAGCGCUGUCAGUCAUCGCGCGCCUUUCCCCGCAACGCAUCGCGCACCUCGCACUCGUCGGCCGCUGGCGCCUUGUCGCCCACGCGCUCCUUCAGCCAGGCGUCCAGUCCGCCUAAGACGAUUAACACUGCGGAAAGCCAGAACGAUAUCACAAAAUUUCACUUGCGGCUGGUUGAAAAGCUCCGCAAGUCCUUUCGCAAGGACAGCGCCAAACGGUCAUGAGAACGCGAAAGCGCCCUCCAUCACAGCAACAGUAGUGGCAGCUAUCCCAAUGACGAUGGCAGCACAACAAAAGCAGAAAACAAUAAUUUCAAACAUAAUAGGGAAGCGCAGCAGCAUCAGCAGCGGUCACAGGUCGACAGCCCUGAAAGUAGUGCUAGUAGGCGUCAGUCGGCCGGUCGUGAUGUUGUCUGCGCGUCGGCGGAUACCGCCACAACCCACAAGGAAAGCGGUGAUAAUUUCGAUAUCGUCGCAGCAGACGCCAUUGAAGACGCAGAAGAUUGGCCAAAGUUCGAAGACAACAACACCGUUGCGGCGCCGAGUUCGUUGGCCGCACACUUGGGACGGCGCAUCACAGCGCCAUUAACGCGUGCCAACCUCAAGCGUUGCCACAAAAAAUUCGCGAAGCUGCAGCUCACAACGGCGGCGCAGCAUUCACUAGCGGGCCAAAUGGGCUCCGCGUCCACGAUAGAAUUGUACUCCAGCUCGGAUGGCUCAAGUUUGUUUGGCGGCGACCGAAGACAACUGCUUGCAGAGGGCAAGAAAGCGCAGCAGAAACGCAUCAAACAGACGACAACAACAAAUGUCACAGCAAUGGGCGAGAAAACGGAAGUAACGGAGAAACCAAAGCAGACGGAGGCGGCGACAGGUCGUGGUCGCAAAAAACGUAAACGCAUGAAUUUCCUGCGGCGCUCUACUUCCCGCUUUAGUUCGAAGAGCGCGCCGGGUUAAGACAAGACACCCACACACCAGAGCGUGCGUUGUAUGCUUUCAGCUGUAAUUUGGGCUUCAUGUGGCAGCAGUGUUGGCUUUAAAUGUUUGCCGCGCAUCACUUUGCAACGCAGCGCAACGCAACGCAGCAGCAGAGCAGGGAAGUAAAGAUUAAUGAAGCAGGACUGGCGAUACAGCCGCAAAACAUUCAGGGUCCAAUUGGGUCUUGCGACUCGUCGCCUGACUGCAGUUUGUUGCACGCGCGCACAACGUGAUCAGCAUUGUGGCAGCAGCAACUGUCGCUGCCAUUUCGAAUGCAAGGUCGCGUGCGCGUCGGCAUUCUCAAGGCGAGUAGUAGGAAAGGAGUGAAUGAGUGAUGGAUACAACGGCGGAGGGAUGAAAGAGGGCGCAACCAAAUUGAGGUGCGAGCUGGCAGAUAGCCCAAAUAUUUUACAUAUAUAUGCAUCUGAAUCUGGGCGAGCGAAUGCAGUGGUGGCAGCGCUACAACGGUACUUAUUUGCGAAAUAUCACAGGCAAUGCGGAUAGCAUGGCUAUUUUUGGGCUCAUUCGACAAAUGGUAAGCGGAAAUUAUCACAAGGAAUGAACCGCACUAUUCUAAAGACAGAACCCGAACUUUUUAAGUAUAUUUUGAAUGUAUGAUUUUUUUAGAAGCAAUUAAGUAUUUUGGAAUAAUAUUUUUUAUUGAAUAUUAUUUUAUACAAAUUUUAGAACUUAUGCCAUGUGAUAAAGUAUGAAACUAUUUUGGGAAAGCAAAUGCUUGUGGAAGUAACAACAAAAAUAUAGACAUUUAAAGAAGUGAGCUUAAGAGCCGAAUAAACAAAUUUACAUAAAGUUUCAAACGGUUUUCAGGGAACUAAAUGCUUCCAAAUUUCUUUAAAAAAUAUGAAAACUAUACAACGUUGAAACUGCCAUUUCCAAAUUGUUCUGUAGAGAAAAGCUUUGAGUUAAUAGAAUUUAUUUUUCUGCACAACACAUAACAUUACAAAUAUUUUAGAGCUGUCUUUGGGCUUCCAUGAAAUUGAACAGAACAAGCACUUUUUGCUUGAAAGCAAAUAAUAAUUAGCGAGAAGCCACAAAAGUGCCACACACAUGGCCGUGGAAGCCCAUUUACGCCACUCAAAUACAAUAA
Messenger RNA from Rhagoletis pomonella (apple maggot), 2821 nucleotides. RefSeq lists its product as uncharacterized. The transcript has a single exon. The coding region runs from base 523 to 963 and encodes 146 amino acids. The record is from RefSeq and is a predicted model, not a curated record. NCBI's taxonomy places the organism in Eukaryota, Metazoa, Arthropoda, Insecta, Diptera, Tephritidae.